Dicentrarchus labrax (European seabass) is the source of this 2071-nucleotide messenger RNA. RefSeq names its product calcium binding protein 2a (gene cabp2a). Gene Ontology annotation, molecular function: calcium ion binding. Lineage: Eukaryota; Metazoa; Chordata; Actinopteri; Moronidae. The coding region runs from base 188 to 1102 and encodes 304 amino acids. The record is from RefSeq and is a predicted model, not a curated record. The transcript has 8 exons.
GAGGGAUGAAAGAGGGAGAGAGAGGGAUGAGAGAAGGAGGAGCAACAACAUAGGAGAUGUGCCUCAGAUUAUCAACCAGUGUCAGAUGCUCUAGAGACAGAUAAAGAGGAGGAGUGGACAAGAGCGUGACAGGAGGAGAGACAGAGAGAACGAGGACGUCUCUGUGCAUGCAAGCUGGGCUGCAAAGAUGACCGACACGAAAAGCGUAUCAUCCGUGGAAGUGCCAGAGGGGAAGUUAAUGAAGAAGGGAUCCAUCAAGAAGAAGAUUGAGUCCCUGAGGCGAUGGAGUUCAGCUAGUAUAAAGAGGCCUCCAAAGCCUAAGGCCAAGACCUUGAGUCUGUCUUCCCCUGUGGGAGACCCCGAAGACCUCUGGCUGCAGGAGGGAUGCAGGAGAAAGCUGCGACCCAUUGUCGACUCAGUCUUCGGACAGGGGGAGUCGUCCGUAGAACGAAGCGGCGCCCCAUUAUCUGCCACCAUGCUCGGGGGCCUGGGUGGUGCAGGUGAGGUGGACACGGAUGACGAGGAGGAAGGAGGGAGCGAGCGGGAGUUCGAUGAGCCCCUGUGCGCGCUGGUUCAGAACUGCAACAUGCUGCACAACUUAGUGGGGCCUGCUUGUAUCUUCCUCAGACAGGGCUUCGCACAGAGCCAGCUUGACAGAGAUCUACGACCAGAGGAAAUGGAAGAGCUUCGUGAGGCAUUCAGGGAGUUUGACAAGGACAAGGAUGGUUUCAUCAGCUGUAAGGACCUGGGCGAGUGCAUGAGGACUAUGGGAUACAUGCCGACAGAGAUGGAACUGAUAGAACUCAGCCAGCAGAUCUGUGGCGGCAGAGUGGAUUUCGAGGACUUUGUGGAACUGAUGGGUCCCAAAAUGCUCGCUGAGACUGCAGACAUGAUUGGUGUCAAGGAGCUGAGGGACGCCUUUAAAGAGUUUGACUCUGAUGGCGAUGGUCAGAUCAGCCUUGGGGAACUGAGGGAAGCCAUGAAGAAACUAAUGGGGGAGCAGCUCAACCACCGCGAGAUCGAUGAGAUCCUGCGAGAUGUAGACCUCAAUGGGGAUGGACAGGUGGACUUUGAAGAAUUUGUGCGAAUGAUGUCUCGCUGACCUCACUCUAUUGCACUAAACGCAACAUGGGCCAGACUACACACUGUUAAUGUUCAUGUAAUUCUUCUUGAUGUACAAAGACUUCUUGGUGUCUGUAAUUUUUUUCAGUUUCACUUCCAUCAUGUCUCAAAUAACCCCUUUAAUGUGUUACUGUUGUAUGAAUAUAAUAUGUAUUUAACGUGAUGGGAGAUGGUAGACUGUUAAAAUAUAUAGUAGUUAAUCAAAUGAGUAACAUGGGUCAGUUCACACAAAUUAGAAAAAAAAAACAUUUUCUCAAACACAAUUAGUAUCUCUUAGGCUUAGGGUUAUCCCUAAACCCUAGUUUAGGGGUUUAGUUGCCUCGUCAUUUAAGAUUUCUGAGAUUGUUUUUUUCAGUAAUUUAGGUGAACUGACACUAACAUGCAGUUUACUAAGUUACCUCACCUGAUAAGAAGUUAGGUGUAUGAAUAUGAGUAUGAGGAAUUAUUGUCACAAUUUCAAUAAUGCCACAUAUUAAAUCUUCAUAUGACUGUGUGUUUUUAUUGUAGAGUUGAUAGCAAAAGUCAGUGCUUUGUUAAUGAUAGAGCAAGUACAUGAGAUUAUAUAUACAUCUUUUUUCUACAAACUGCCACAUAAAUUCAUAUACAUAUCAAUUACUUUUAGAAUUAUCUUCAGCAUAUGCACUUUUGAUAUAAUUCAACCAAUGCAGGCAAAUAAAAUUAUUGCAGAUACUGUAAUUUUUAACGUCAUAUCUUUUUGAUAAAUAUUUGAUAACACAAACAUGAUGAUUUUUGUUGUUUAGGGUCCAUACCUCUGUUUCCCUAUUCAGGUGGAAAUUAAAAGACAGACUGUCUAAAAAUACAUGUUCAUUUUAUGCAAUCGUAUAUGUUUAAUGUUUUAUUUGUACAGUGUUCAACAGGUCUGAUCUUUUAAAAAAUGCAUUGUAAAUAAAAAAGUGAAUAAGGGUGACAAUAAACUAGUUUUUAUUGA